Messenger RNA from Polychytrium aggregatum, 3527 nucleotides. RefSeq lists its product as uncharacterized. Bases 261 to 3413 code for a protein of 1050 amino acids. The transcript has 10 exons. NCBI's taxonomy places the organism in Eukaryota, Fungi, Chytridiomycota, Chytridiomycetes, Polychytriales. The record is from RefSeq and is a predicted model, not a curated record.
GUGCUCGUGAACAGCAGCAUACAUUCAAAGCCAGUCGGCGUGAUCGGCGCCAGCGCCGGAAAUCCGUGCGGGCGGAUCAGCGGGCGGCGGGAAGAUUUCGCUCGCUCCCGGACAGCGACCGAAUUCUUCUUCGACUGCUCCACCCACAGACCCACUCUGGCGUGUCCGCCCGGUCUUGCAUCCAGACUUCCCUCUCGCCGCCAGCCUGUACUGUCGAUCGUGCUUGGACGCCGAUCGCUCGGCCCUUUGCGCAUCCCACCAUGUCGUGGCCCCAGUCAAAGCUCCAAAAGCCGUCUCAUGCUCCAGCCAAGGACCCCAGCCGUCCAGGCUUGGACCUCAACGACCACGCUGUGCCGCUCCCAAAACACCUGCAGCCCCGCAAGUCCCAUAUCUUUACCGUCGCCCCGGCUGCCGAGCACUUUCGCGGAAGUGCCGGCAGGUCGAUCUCUGUGCAGGGCCAUCGGAGCCUGGAUACGGCAGCUCCAUUGCCCCUCCCCAACGGAGAGCACGAUGCUCCGUGGUUGGCAUCGCUGAGCCGCGUGGGUCCCAAAGUCCAUGCCCUCUCGAAGAGCCGCACAACCGAAACGUGGCUGCCCGCCCUCGCCCACACCCGGCCUCUGACGAUCCAGCAGCCGCCACCACAACCACAGCCGCAACCGCAAAAGUCUUUACCAUCGCAGGUGGCCACGGAACGAGCAGACCAGGCUGUAUCGGCCCCCGCCCCACACUCAACCUUAGCUCCAAAUCCAGCCCCGGUUCCGGCUCCGGUGAAAAUCGCUGACUCUCGAUGCACAUCGCCAUUUGGGCCAGACCAACCCUCGUUGCCGGCGCAGCUGAACUUUGAGACCGAGCUGAAACUGGCCUCGAUUCUGGUCGAUGGCCACUGCUCGCAAAGCGACCAGGACCUGCUGAACCGAUACUUUUCUCACACAUCCGGUCCUCGGCCGCUGGCACCAUUGCCGGACGCCAAACGCAUCAUUCACGCCUCUGUUCAAUACGCCAUGCGGGCACAAGCACAGGCGGACACGGCGUCCUCUGAAGAUGAAAGUAGCGAAAGCGAGGUCUGCGAGGGGCGAAGAGACGAUGUUGGUGGUAACGAGCACAACGUUGCGGACGAGCAGCAGCUCGAGGGGUUUGUGGCAACUGAGACCGACAGCUCCAAUAGCGACCAAACUCCCUCACUCUAUUGCAUCACCGCCGACAAGGAUCAAGCAACCGAUUCAUCGCAGUCACAGAACGAGGUCGAGGCCACAGUCUCGCCCGUGGAGCACAAUCACCCAGCCCAGGAAGCAUCCAGGAAACAGCAGUCGGUGGCCCGGCUCGUUGACCACAUCGAGAAGGAGAGUGGAACGAAGAUUCGCACACACUCGCCCCAACCACCAGGCUAUCCCAGAAACGUCCCUGUACCUACCGCUCCUCAGGGAUCGCCUAUUGAUGGCAAGCAGCCUCCAGAGACGUGUCUCCAUGACCCGCCUCAGCGCCCGGCGGGCCCCAGCGAGCUGUUGUUGCGAAUAUCGGAGCACGUCCCCCUGUGCUUCUACACCAAUGUUUUCAAAGAAAUCCAGGCGAUCGGGUUUCACGUCCUCAACAUGCAGAGGGAUAAGCGGCAUCUUGCAGUGACACUGCGACGUUGUGAAGGAGUCUGUUCUGUCUUUGAGCAACCCCGCCGCUUGAGCGAGCAUUUGCACAAGCUCCUCAUCAAUCUGUGCCAUGUCCACUUUAAGAACACGGCCGUGAUGCUUGAGCCGAUAACUGAGGCUCUGGCCAGCGAUCUCUUCCAAGCUUCGUCUGUGCAGUUGGAAGUCGGCGAGACUCAUGUUCGCGACGAAAAUACGGAAUACCGAAUACCGAGACGGAACAUCGUCAUCGAGCGACAGCUCAACUGCCCACACCCGCUAUCGAGAGAGACCCAGUCUCAGACAUUUGUCAUAGCAGCUCGGUUUCGAUUGGCUGUCGAUUUGCUGAGAAAGCUGUUUCCGGUCAAGGAAUCGCCGCUCCUUACAACGCAGCAUCCUACCAAACCAUCUGACCGAUUCCCUGUCGUGGGAACGAGGCUAUUGGGAAUCAAGAUGGUUCGGGCACUUGAUCGGCAUCUGGCUGCCACACUCACACCGUUUGCCACCGGGACUUGGGACAGCGUGGCAAGUCUGGAGGCGCUGAUGGAUCCCGGGAACCUCGAGCCGCCAGAGCAAUCGUCCUGGAUUGUCCUUGCCCUGCAUCGCGCAGAUGGAUAUGCGUUUGCGGAGAGGAUUGCCAACGAGCUACUGCCAAAACCCCUGAACAAGCCCCCAAACAACUGCGAGCAAUAUCAUGAUCGUGUCAGCCGGCUACGACAGCAGCUCUCGGUGGUGUUUUCACAGAACCCAGAAGCGGCCUUUGCGCACGUCAAUGCGUUCUUCCACGACCGCGAUCUGCGCAUAGAAUGCUUGGGAUCUGCAGACAUUUAUACCCCAAGGCUGGCUGCGCUCGGCUGGCUUGCAUAUGCGACAACGCCUCCGCUCCUGAUCAGCUCGUUUGUGAUAGUGCCGCAAUCACUGGCCGGCUGCAUUGGCUCGAUUCUCGCCAGGACCGCGGCUUGUGGGCUUGUUGUAUCGACCCUGACGACGGUCCAUGUUCAACAAGAUACAGCAUCGAGGCUACGCAAGAUUGCUGCAAAGUAUCGUAGCGAUUGCCCAACAAACGGUACCCUGCAUUUUGCACAGGAGCCCGCCGCUGGAAUGUCUGUCGUGCUGGGGGUGGUGCAUUCGGAUGCAGUCAGGCUGUUGCUCGACUGCCUAUGUGGAGAAACGUCUACAAGCUUUUGCGGGGUGUAUUUGCCAUGGACAUAUGAGCUUGCCAGUCUCCAACUCAAGAUCCUGUUUCCAGAGGGGAUGGACAUUGAGUUGUCUGCAUGCUCCCAGGACCCCUUUACGCUGCGGCAGAUUAUUGCCCCUUCCGUUCAACUCGGCAUUGCCGCUGUACCAACGAAUGAACUGACAGCCCCCGCAGCGAUCGAGCGAGGAGCGCACGGAUCCGACCGUCGGAUAUGUGUCGUGGUGGCAUGCGAGUUCCCGAUGAUGGCAGACAACUACAGUCUGUGGGGGAAAACGUUGGAAGAGCUGUGUGGCAACGCCCCGUCGAUUAGCAAACCGCAUCGGCACACCCGCUCAGCCGACCGCAGCCGACCGAUGAAUAUGGCCAAGCUCAAGCUGACCAAGCUGAGUCAAUCUGUCGUGGAGCGGCUCGCCGAUGUUGUCGACAAGCAGGUGCUUGACUGGCUCAAAGCCGGCCCCUGCAUGGUGGCUGUCGUUGAAGGAUCAAGGACGGCGACGGAGAGUAUUGAUGAGCUCCUCCGCGGACUCGGUGCCCUGUCCAAAGCGGUUAUCUGUCUGGCGGACGAAAUUGCGUCCGAACUUGAUCCCCUUCUGCAAUGAUUGUCUGCAGUGCUCGAGCCUGGCUGGCUCGGGGGAGUGCUGAGGUGGCUGUAUAUUCUUUUGGUUUGGGCUUCAGAGGGGGCCAACACGCAACCGGCGAAACUUGGGCAGUGC